Messenger RNA from Sinocyclocheilus rhinocerous, 1062 nucleotides. RefSeq names its product gastrula zinc finger protein XlCGF8.2DB-like. Lineage: Eukaryota; Metazoa; Chordata; Actinopteri; Cypriniformes; Cyprinidae. Gene Ontology annotation, molecular function: RNA polymerase II cis-regulatory region sequence-specific DNA binding; DNA-binding transcription factor activity, RNA polymerase II-specific. The transcript has a single exon. The annotation marks the transcript as partial. Gene Ontology annotation, cellular component: PcG protein complex; chromatin; transcription regulator complex. Gene Ontology annotation, biological process: regulation of transcription by RNA polymerase II. The record is from RefSeq and is a predicted model, not a curated record.
GGUGGAGAGAAGAUGCACACGUGUGAUCAAUGCGGGAAGAGUUUCACACGAAAAGGUAGCAUUAAAGAACACAUGAAAAUCCACACUGGAGAGAAAUCGUACUCAUGUGAUCAGUGCGGGAAGAGUUUCACACGAAAAGACCACCUUAAGAGUCACAUGAAAAUCCACACUGGAGAGAAACCGUACUCAUGUGAUCAAUGUGGGACCAGUUUUACACAUGAAGCAAACCUUAAGAAACACAUGACAAUCCACACUGGAGAAAAACCGCACACGUGUGAUCAGUGCGGGAUGAGUUUUGCACAAAAAGGAAACCUUAAGAAACACAUGACAAUCCACACUGGAGAGAAACCGCACACAUGUGAUCAGUGCGGGAACAGUUUUGCACGAAAAGAACACCUUACGGUACACAAGAGGAUCCACACUGGAGAGAAGCCACACGCGUGUGAUCAAUGCGGACAGAGUUUUGCACAAAAAGGAGCCCUUAAUGUUCACAUGAGGAUCCACACCGGAGCGAAGCCGUACCCAUGUGAUCAGUGCGGGAAGAGUUUUACAGAUGCGAGCACGCUUAAAAUACAUCUGCGUUCGCAUUCUGGAAAAAGACCAUUUUACUGUGACCAGUGCGGGAAAACAUUUACAUCAGCUUCAGGCCUAAGGGUCCACCUGAACAUUCACACAAAAGAAAAGCCUCACAUGUGUUCUUUGUGUGGAAAGAGUUUUAGUGUGCGGAGUGGCUUAAAAGAAAACCAGAAAAGACACAGUGGUGUGAAGGAUCACAUGUGCUUUGAUUGUGGGAAGACCUUUUUUACUGCCGGUGACCUGAGAAAGCACCAGACAGUUCACACUGGAGGAAAGCCUUACAAGUGUUCACACUGUGACCAGAGAUUUGAUUGGCCAGGAUAUCUGAAAAUACACGAGAAGCUCCACACGGGAGAAAAGCCGCACACGUGUGAUCAGUGCGGGAAGAGUUUUGCACAAAAAUCAAACCUUAAGAUUCACAUGAAAACACACACUGGAGAGAAGCCGUACUCCUGUGAUCAAUGUGGGACCAGUUUUACAUUCAAC